UUGGACAUUUGAAUUCCCAAUUUUGGUUCUUUGGUUUCUGAUACCCCUGAAUUUUAAGUAAAUCCCAUUUGGAUUUGUCAACUUAUUAUGAAUAUAUUGGGUUUUUUUUUUUAAAUAUUUAUAUAUACAUAGUUUAAAAAAAAAUGGUAAAGAUGAAUGAUGUUGUCUGUGCAGCAGCAGUACACCCUCAUGGCCUCAUCUUCUCUGCAUCAUUGACUGGGUUUUUUUUUUGGGUCUCUGAGAUUCUUCUUUGAAACUGAGUUUUAGAUGGGUAUUUUUCUCAGUACAUAAAAAAGGUUCCCUUUUCUGGAAAUGGGAUCUGCUUUUUCACCUUAUCAUAAAUAAUAAUAAUAGUAAUAAUAAUAAUAACAAUAACAAUAAUAAUUGGUUGUUUGUUAUCAGAUCCUUCUGUAAAAAAGUGGAACCCAUGGAAGUCAUGAUUUCUGCUAAAUACUCUUGUCUCAUAUGCACAAAAACGCCUUAAACAAAUCCAAGGAUUCUCAUGUUUUAUCUGGGGUUUUGGACUGGUUCUGAUUUGAUAGAAUUCUGACUCCCCCAGAAAGAGAGGAGUAAUACAUAGGAAGAAUGGAGGGUGACACAUUUUCAGGACUUGGCAAUGGUACCCAGAUUGAUGGCAAGAUCUUACAGACAUUUCAGAAGAACUUUGUUCAGGUUCAAAACAUCUUGGAUCAAAAUAGGCUGCUCAUCAAUGAGAUAAACCAGAACCAUGAAUCUAAGAUCCCUGACAACCUAAGCAGAAAUGUGGGUCUGAUUAGGGAGCUCAACAAUAAUAUCAGGAGAGUGGUUGACCUUUAUGCUGAUCUUUCCAGCUCCUUCACCAAAUCCAUGGAAGGUUCCUCCGAGGGGGAUUCUAGUGGGGCUUUGAAAUCUGAUGGCAAAGCUGGUCACAAGAGAAAUAGGCCUGCGUAGAAAGAAAGUCAUGUUUUCUUUUCUUCAUUCUUUGCAUGGCGAGGAAAGAAGAAUUUCUCAAUUGCCUCGAGGUAGUAGAACAUGAUUAUUAGAUUUUGUAACUUUUUUUUUUGUAUCGCUGAACUGUUUCUAUCUGUAUCCACUUCUUCUUUCUUGUCCUUGCAUUUCUUCUUACAGAAAUAAUUGGCCAAAAUUUCUGUCCAAUUGUAACUGUGUAGCCGCUGAUCUAAUUGAAAUCAAGCAUGUUUGUGCUAUCUAA
Messenger RNA from Hevea brasiliensis (rubber tree), 1189 nucleotides. RefSeq names its product protein ELF4-LIKE 3. The transcript has 2 exons. Gene Ontology annotation, biological process: entrainment of circadian clock; positive regulation of circadian rhythm. The coding region runs from base 586 to 930 and encodes 114 amino acids. NCBI's taxonomy places the organism in Eukaryota, Viridiplantae, Streptophyta, Magnoliopsida, Malpighiales, Euphorbiaceae. The record is from RefSeq and is a predicted model, not a curated record.